GAGUUUGUUUGGUUCAUACUAUCAGAAGAGGACAAACGCCAUCCGCGGUCUAUAGAGUACUGGUUUCGGUGCAUAGACUUGGAUGGAGACGGCGUGCUCUCGAUGUAUGAGUUGGAGUACUUCUAUAGCGAACAAAUCAAGCGAAUGGAAGCCAUUGGUAUCGAAGCGCUUCCUUUCAACGAUUGUUUGUGUCAAAUGCUAGACUUAGUCCGUCCGCAACAAACUGGAAGAAUCUCGUUAUCAGAUCUGAAGAGGUGUCGACUGACGCCCAUAUUCUUCGACACUUUCUUCAAUUUGGAGAAAUACUUAGAUCACGAACAGAGGGAUCCGUUCGCCUCGAAUCGUGACGAAGACGGCCUCUCGAUGUCUGAUUGGGACAGAUUUGCUGCCGAAGAAUAUGAGCUUUUAGUGGCUGAAGAAAGUGCACAACAAAACACCCAAAAUUUAUUGGACUUUACCGGUGAAAGCGGUUUCAAUGACUAUAUGAUAGCUUCGAGCAAAUAUGGUUUACGUGCGCGAUCUGCACCGGCAGAUGAGGAUGACUAUGACUAUGCAGACAUUGCAGAUGACACUGAUGACACU
This is a messenger RNA of Oppiella nova, 582 nucleotides long. The record is from the annotation of a GenBank genome assembly. Lineage: Eukaryota; Metazoa; Arthropoda; Arachnida; Sarcoptiformes; Oppiidae.